UCUAUCUCUCUCUCUGCCCUUCAGAAUUCCCUUUCAAUUACAAAUUUCCCUGCACUUCAAUUCUUUCAUAUUCCUCUCUAUCCCCGGAAUUCAAACUAUUACUGCUGAUUUAGAAUCCCAAAAGAGGAGUUUAAUUAUCUCCAGGAUUUAAAAUCUUUUUCUUCUGCUGCUUCCCCCUGAUUACGAUUAGGGUUAGGGUUAGGGUUUUUUGUAUCUAUUUAAUUAGUAAGGCAUAAGAAGAUGUAUGCUGAUCGAGUGGAGGCUGAAUCCAAAAGGUCAAUAAAGGACCGACUCAAUGGGGCCUCCAUUGGUGAUACUCGGCGGCGACAGCUCACCGGCAAGAGGCAGAGGCAAGAUGACAAGUGGGAACAUGAUCUUUAUAACGAUGAUGGACCCCAAAUGUCAAGCCACAAUGUUGGGGCUCGAGAUCUCCGUUUGAAGCUCCAAAAGAAGACUCUCCACCAAGCAUCUCAAAGUGGUUCUCUUUCAGGGGUUAGGGAUCUACGUGAAAAGUUGUCUGGCCUGAUUAAUACACAGCCAAUGAACAUUGAACCCUCAAAGCCAAAACUGGAAGCUCUUAGACCGGCCAGGAAAAGUAUAGUUGUUGAGGCUGCAACUGAUGUCAAAAAGGCCACGAAUUCUGCUCCUAGGAAAAAAGCUUCACAAAAGGCUGGGACAUCAGUGGAUGAAUUUCUGGACUCUUUGGGCCUCGACAAGUAUACUAUUACUUUUCAAGCAGAGGAAGUUGAUAUGACUGCCCUAAUACACAUGACUGAUGACGACCUCAAGGCUUUAGGAAUACCAAUGGGUCCAAGAAAGAAGAUACUUUUAGCGUUGGAAUCAAGAGCCUGAAAUGUGGGAGGAGAGCAGCUUAUUUGCCGGAUAUAUGCCCUGUAUUAUGAUAUUCCUAUGGCACUUGCAUGUUAGCAGGCCUGUGUUUUGGCUGCCAAGGGCUUGACAUCUUCUCUUAUUUUUCUCUUUCCCCUUUGUUUUUUCCCCGUUUAACUGAUUGUAUUGCUUAUAGUGGCUUCACCAAGCUCAUUUUGAUAUUAAGCUGAUGUGAAAUUAUUAGCUUGCAAGGGAGGUAGGAGUUUUAACGUAAUUAAUUUGUUGGUUUCUUUUAUGAA
Molecule: messenger RNA, 1127 nt
Organism: Alnus glutinosa
Lineage: Eukaryota; Viridiplantae; Streptophyta; Magnoliopsida; Fagales; Betulaceae
Exons: 6
Coding region: 241-852 (203 amino acids)
Molecular function (GO): protein binding
Source: RefSeq, a predicted model, not a curated record